GUUCACUCACCAACUCAUUUCAGCCAACAAUCUCCAUAUCGAUCACGUUUCUGUGUCGGUCAUCUUCAUUGCUCCUUUGCUCACUGUAGCGCUCAUGGCUGCGGCUUCUAUUCUGGCCAUACCCUCUCACAUGAAAGCUUGGGUCUAUUCUGAGUAUGGCAACUCAUCUGAAGUUCUCCAUUUGGUCGAAUUUGCUUUACCUCAACUCAGCCAUGAUCAGGUUCUCCUCAAAGUCUCCGCCGCUUCCCUCAAUCCCAUUGACUACAAGAGGAUGGGUGGCUUCUUCAAGGACACCGACUCUCCUUUACCUACUGUUCCUGGAUAUGAUGUUGCUGGUGUAGUGGUGAAAGUAGGAAGUGCAGUGAAGAAAUUUAAGAUUGGGGAUGAAGUGUAUGGUGACCUUAAUGAGAAAGCCUUGGAUCACCCAAUGGUGGUUGGGUCUCUGGCAGAGUACACUGCUGUAGAAGAGAAACUACUAGCCCAUAAACCUCCAAAUCUGAGCUUUGUUGAGGCUGCUAGCAUUCCUUUAGCUCUGGAGACUGCUUAUGAAGGGCUCGAGCGUGCCGGCUUUUCAGAUGGAAAAUCCAUCCUUGUUCUGGGUGGUGCUGGUGGAGUUGGAACCUUUGUUAUCCAGCUUGCCAAACAUGUUUAUGGCGCAUCGAAAAUAGCAGCAACUUCUAGCACUAAAAAAUUGGAAUUGUUGAGGAACUUGGGUGCUGAUUUACCUAUUGACUAUACAAAGGAGAAAUAUGAGGAUCUGGCAGAAAAGUUUGAUGUAGUGUUUGAUGCAGUAGGAGAGACUGAACGGGCAUUCAAGGCUAUUAAAGAAGGAGGCAAAGUGGUAUCAAUAGUACCGCUUGCUGGAAUUCCACCGACAAUUAUGUUCAUACUAACAUCAGAUGGAGCUAGUUUAGAAAAGUUAAGACCUUACAUUGAGAACGGCAAGGUGAAGCCAAUACUGGAUCCGAAGAGUCCAUUUCCAUUUUCUCAGACGACGGAAGCAUUUGCCCACCUGGAAUCUAAUAGAGCCACUGGAAAAAUAGUAGUCUACCCUAUUCCAUGAACACAAGUUUAUUGCUUUCCAGAUUGUGGAUUGUUUUGGUGCUUACCUCGUUCAAGGGAGACUAUACCGAUUGGUAAUAAAUAAAUAUCUUCAUGAUGUGGUUGCUGUGUGGUUCGUUACUUGGUAUCUUUAUGUGUGCUUCAUGGUUGAAACUUUGUAUCUGUAUGAGCGGUUUUAUCUUGGUAUGGUAUUGUUACAUUAGAUAUUGAUGUGAUCUAUCAACUCUCUUCAUGUGAUUACUAAGUGAAUGGGACAUCUUUAAUGGAAUAAUAACUGAGUUUGGCAAGGUUA
Prosopis cineraria is the source of this 1354-nucleotide messenger RNA. Its product is annotated as 2-methylene-furan-3-one reductase-like. Gene Ontology annotation, molecular function: oxidoreductase activity, acting on the CH-CH group of donors, NAD or NADP as acceptor; zinc ion binding. Lineage: Eukaryota; Viridiplantae; Streptophyta; Magnoliopsida; Fabales; Fabaceae. The record is from RefSeq and is a predicted model, not a curated record.